ACUGUGAUCUGUGACCUGUGUACGUCUUGACAUAAAGGAGCACCUCUCUGCAAGUCUGAAAUCAUCCAACAGUGAAAGCAGUAUUCGUGGCAUGACUACUACAAACAAGGGAAACAAGGCACUAAAGGUGAAGCGGGAGCCUGGAGAGAAUGGGACGAGUCUGACGGAUGAUGAGCUGGUUUCCAUGUCUGUACGGGAGCUGAACCAGCACCUGCGGGGCCUUUCCAAGGAAGAGAUCCUGCAGCUGAAACAACGGCGGCGCACACUGAAGAACCGGGGCUACGCCGCCAGCUGCCGCGUCAAACGCGUCACCCAGAAGGAGGAGCUGGAGAAGCAGAAGGCGGAGCUCCAGCAGGAGGUAGAGAAACUCGCCUCGGAAAACGCCAGCAUGAAAGUGGAGCUAGACGUGCUGCGUUCCAAAUACGAGGCCCUCCAGAGCUUUGCCAGGACUGUGGCCCGUGGCCCCGUGACCCCUGCCAGGAGCCCCAUCACUUCUGUUAUCGGGCCUCUAAUUCCAGGCAAGGUGGCGGCAACUAGCGUUAUCACCAUUGUGAAGUCCAAAACAGAAGCAAGGUCGUAAUGCACCGUAAGGGGUUGGGGUGUGGAGGGAUGGGAGUGGCAUCGGAUGAGCAUCAUUGGUCAGUGUAUGAUUGUCAAGCACAGGCGCUUCUUGUUCUCCUAUUUAGUUUGGAAAAAGGCUGAAUGUGCUCUCUUCGGGCAGGACCUUCCUUUCGGGCUGUUAUUUAAGAAAAAAAAGAAAAAAAAAAAAAGCUUAGCAUAAGCUGGUGUCUCUGCUACACGUGCAUGCUACAGAAGCACAGAUAUACACACUCUGCUGUAUACGGAGGAAACUUAGACACUC
Messenger RNA from Chanos chanos (milkfish), 862 nucleotides. Its product is annotated as transcription factor MafG. NCBI's taxonomy places the organism in Eukaryota, Metazoa, Chordata, Actinopteri, Gonorynchiformes, Chanidae. The record is from RefSeq and is a predicted model, not a curated record. Gene Ontology annotation, biological process: regulation of transcription by RNA polymerase II; regulation of epidermal cell differentiation. Gene Ontology annotation, molecular function: RNA polymerase II cis-regulatory region sequence-specific DNA binding; DNA-binding transcription factor activity, RNA polymerase II-specific. The coding region runs from base 92 to 580 and encodes 162 amino acids. Gene Ontology annotation, cellular component: nucleus. The transcript is spliced from 3 exons.